Molecule: messenger RNA, 2927 nt
Organism: Salvelinus namaycush (lake trout)
Lineage: Eukaryota; Metazoa; Chordata; Actinopteri; Salmoniformes; Salmonidae
Product: transcription factor 7-like 2
Exons: 15
Coding region: 409-2334 (641 amino acids)
Biological process (GO): regulation of transcription by RNA polymerase II; canonical Wnt signaling pathway
Cellular component (GO): beta-catenin-TCF complex; catenin-TCF7L2 complex
Molecular function (GO): DNA-binding transcription factor activity, RNA polymerase II-specific; RNA polymerase II cis-regulatory region sequence-specific DNA binding
Source: RefSeq, a predicted model, not a curated record
UCUAACUGCACACUCGUCCGUCGUCUUCCUCCAGCCUUUUUUUCUCUCCCUAUUUAUGAAAACGUCACUUCAAGUCCCUCCCUUUUUGAAUCUCAUUAGUUUCUUGUGUGUUUCUCCCUGUCAAUAAUCCUGAAUCCAGACUCUCUCUAUUUCCAUCCCUCUCUAUCUGUCAAUCAGCGCCGCCUUUGAACUGAAAACCACUCCGACCAACUUCAACUCACUCAAUCCGAGCGGCUCAGCUCCAUCUCCGGCUUCUUUUUCUGCCAAGGUUCCCCUCUUUUUAGUUUGUAUAAACCGCCAGUGCUUGGAAAACGCCAAUACAGACUCUAAACUUUAACUCGGAUUCUAGAUCACCAAGAUCAAGGGUUUAAAACUUUGUGUUUUUGCCCCCCAAAAUUGCUCGGGAAAAUGCCGCAGCUCAACGGCGGUGGAGGGGACGAUUUGGGUGCGAACGAUGAAAUGAUUUCCUUCAAAGACGAAGGGGAGCAGGAGGAAAAAAUUUCGGAGAACUUAUCGGCAGAAAGGGAUUUAGCAGAUGUCAAAUCUUCUCUUGUAAAUGAAUCAGAAACAAAUCAAAACAGCUCGUCAGAUUCGGAGGCGGAAAGACGGCCUCCGCCUAGGUCUGAAACUUUCAGAGACAAAACAAGAGAAAGUUUAGAGGAGGCUGCGAAAAGGCAAGAUGGAGGGCUGUUCAAGAGCCCACCGUACCCGGGCUAUCCAUUUAUAAUGAUCCCCGAUCUUACAAGCCCGUACCUUCCGAAUGGAUCACUUUCUCCAACAGCUCGCACAUACCUACAGAUGAAAUGGCCCUUGCUAGAUGUUAACCACGGAAGUCUUCAAAGUAGACAAGCACUUAAAGAUGCCCGGUCCCCGUCACCAGCACACAUUGUUGGGCCCUUCUGCUUGGAAUUCCCCGGACAGUCAGAUCUGAGCCUUCACCAAUUUCAGUUGUCUAAUAAAGUCCCAGUGGUACAGCACCCUCACCACGUGCACCCGCUCACGCCUCUGAUCACCUACAGCAAUGAGCACUUCACACCGGGCAACCCCCCUCCGCACCUACAGGGAGACGUGGACCCCAAAACAGGAAUUCCAAGGCCUCCACAACACCCAGACAUAUCUCCCUAUUACCCUCUAUCGCCUGGCUCUGUAGGGCAGCUCCCCCAUCCGCUAGGCUGGUUAGUACCACAGCAAGGUCAACCUGUUUACCCAAUCACGACAGGGGGUUUUAGACACCCCUACCCGACUGCACUCACUGUCAAUGCAUCCAUGCAAAGUUUUCUGUCCUCCAGGUUCCCACACCACAUGGUCCCCCCUCACCACAGUUUGCACCAGACCGGCAUCCCCCACCCUGCCAUCGUCACGCCCAACGUCAAGCAGGAGUCCUCCCACAGCGACAUAGGCCUCAACAGCUCGAAACACCAGGACUCGAAAAAGGAGGACGAGAAGAAGAAGCAGCCUCACAUAAAGAAGCCGCUGAACGCCUUCAUGCUCUACAUGAAGGAGAUGAGGGCCAAGGUGGUGGCCGAGUGCACGUUGAAAGAGAGCGCCGCCAUCAACCAGAUCCUGGGACGAAGGUGGCACGCCCUAACACGAGAGGAGCAGGCGAAAUACUACGAGCUGGCCCGGAAAGAGCGACAGCUUCACAUGCAGCUCUACCCCGGCUGGUCAGCACGAGAUAACUAUGCGGGUAACCAACAGGGCAAAAAGAAGAAGAGAAAAAGGGAUAAGCAGCCAGGAGAGGGCAAUGAACACAGAGAAUAUUUUCCAAACCCUUGCCUUUCACUCCCUCCGAUUACAGACCUGAGCGCUCCUAAGAAGUGUCGAGCGCGCUUUGGGCUUGAUCAGCAGAAUAACUGGUGUGGCCCGUGCAGGAGAAAAAAAAAGUGCAUUCGCUACAUCCAAGGUGAAGGCAGCUGUGCCAGUCCUCCCUCUUCGGACGGAAGCUUACUAGACUCCCCCCCAUCCUCCCCCUCCUCGGUGGCCCCCUCCCCCUCCUCGAAAGAGUCCAAACCUCAGACUGAACAAAUGCAACCUCUCUCACUGACUAUGAAACCGGCCCACCAGCCUCUCCACCACCCGCACCUCCUGGCUGGGCAUCCUCCUCCGCCAUCUUUGGUUCUGCUGGAAAACUCUGCUGCUGCAGCGGGUAAAAUGCCUGGCGCAGCCCACAACGGAGCCCAUGACCACGGCAAUGUCUCGUCCUCGCGGCAACCGGGCUCCUCAGGCGCCUCCCUGGCCAGGCCCUCGGCAGCAUCGCUGUGUCAUUCCCACUCGCUACACCCCAACUCCACGGCCCCUCAGCCUCUGUCGCUCGUGACCAAGUCUAUAGAGUAGCCUCCCUCCUUAUUCACUCCUGUCCUUCCUUCCUAUUUUUCUAGCUCUGCACACCUCUAUUCGGGCCCUCUUUCUUUUCUAUCUUUUUGUCUAUUUCUGUGCCAUAAGGCUUUGAAAAUUAGUUAUUGUUUUAUCAAAGUUCAUUGGUCAAUAUUUGACCCAUCAUUAUCAAAAAAAUAUAUAUAAUUAUUAUAAUGAAUGAAUAAUACAAAGAGCUGUAGAGUAUAGCUUUGGGAAUCUGCCAACAUUUUCUUAACUUUUAUUUUUUUUAUUUUUUAUUUUGUAGUGUUAAACAGUGCAACAGAAAAUUGUUAUGUAGUUCCACUUAAACAUGUUUAAAUGACAGAUAUAAAAAGGUAGGUUAGAUGAUUAUUCAAUGAGCCCUUUUCUUGAAAGAGUUGGUUCUCCUUCAUUAUUUGUAUUAAAUACGAGCUUGCGAACCAAUCAUUUGAUACCCGUACAAACCCUGGAGGGCAUGAGGAUCGUGGAGACACCUCUCUUACUGAGGAACAACUUUAAUUGUGAUGUUACUUGUUCUUCUUUAAAUGUACAGAAAUAUUGGUGUGUGUGGGGGGGGGGGGGUAUUGUUUUAA